AUGGACAAUGGAAUCGUUUUAGGUUUAUUAUCGUUGCUUACAAACUUUCAGUUUACUGUCGCUCCAAGUCAUCGGCAAUUCUCGGUCGCACCGGUCGAUAUCAACAUUCAGCCACCGGAGAGUAUCGGUAAAAAAGCAGUCUAUGUAUCCAGCGACGAGAACAGAACAAAAAAAGAAAUUGCGCCUUUAUCAGAUCCUUUUGAUUUAAAGAGACCUCCAGCCGUCUUGCGUAACCUUCAGAACCACCCAGCCAGCGGUAUUAAGAGGAAAAAUAAUCCACCGAUCAUAUUAGCUAAUAGCGAUGGCCAGCAGCGAGUGAUCUGGUGUAUAUACCUGGUCGCUCAGGAUAAAUCGCGCGAGCUGUUCCAUACUGCUAAAGACACUAGUAGUCAGCGGUCGGAAAAGACGUAG
Zychaea mexicana is the source of this 411-nucleotide messenger RNA. RefSeq lists its product as uncharacterized. The record is from RefSeq and is a predicted model, not a curated record. The transcript has 6 exons. The coding region runs from base 1 to 411 and encodes 136 amino acids. NCBI's taxonomy places the organism in Eukaryota, Fungi, Mucoromycota, Mucoromycetes, Mucorales, Lichtheimiaceae.